This is a messenger RNA of Phragmites australis (common reed), 2578 nucleotides long. RefSeq names its product ATP-dependent zinc metalloprotease FTSH 6, chloroplastic-like. The record is from RefSeq and is a predicted model, not a curated record. Gene Ontology annotation, cellular component: membrane; chloroplast thylakoid. The transcript has 2 exons. Gene Ontology annotation, molecular function: ATP-dependent peptidase activity; ATP binding; ATP hydrolysis activity. The coding region runs from base 294 to 2336 and encodes 680 amino acids. Lineage: Eukaryota; Viridiplantae; Streptophyta; Magnoliopsida; Poales; Poaceae. Gene Ontology annotation, biological process: proteolysis.
AAAUCGCCGCGAAAUUGUCGUCACGAGCGAGAUCAAGUGCCAGUAGUACGAGUUGCAUUCAGUAUCCACUUGAACACUCCGCGACAUGAAGCUAUUUAAACCAGGGUUCGCCGUCCGUUCCCUCCAGAAUCCCAAGGACUGAACACGGCACUGCGACACGACGAGCCGUAAGAUCAGCAGUUGGCUAGUAGCUUUGCUCGGUGGUAGCUUGAACUCAAGUGCCUGUAGUAGCAUUGCUCGGUAGUCACUUCUCAGUACUCGGUAGCAGAGUAGUCUAGUCUAGCUAGUUGCCGAUGUCGCCGACGGCCAUGUCGCUGACCACAACGAGCCGCCUGCCCAUCUGCUGGGCGCAGGACGUGUCCAAGCGGGCGCCUCCUGUUGCUAAGGUCACGCCUCCUUCGUCGUCGGACGCCACCGGUCUCAGCAGGAGAAGGCUGCUCCAGUCCGCGGGUCUUGGCCUCGGGAUCGGGCUCGCCGCCGCGACGAAGCCGGCGCGGGCCGAGACGGCGCCCGCGCUUGCGCCGGAUGAAGUGACGUCGAGCCGGCUGUCCUACUCGCGGUUCCUUGGCUACCUCAACGCCGGCGCGGUGAAGAAGGUGGAUUUCUUCGAGAACGGCACGGUGGCGGUCGUCGAGGUGGACGACCCGGCGCUGGCGAGGGUGCACCGCGUGAAGGUGCAGCUCCCGGGGCUCCCCGCCGAGCUGGUGCGGAAGCUGCGGGACAAGGGCGUCGACUUCGCGGCGCACCCCGUGGAGCCCAACCUCGGGCUGAUGUUUCUCGACUUCCUCCUCAACUUCGGCUUCCCGCUCCUCCUCGUCGCCUCGCUACUCUUGCGGUCGGCGACCAUGAACAACCCCGGUGCCCCGGGAGGGCCCGGCCUGCCGUUCGGGCUUGGUAAGUCGAAGGCCAAGUUCCAGAUGGAGCCCAACACGGGGAUCACGUUUGACGACGUCGCCGGCGUGGACGAGGCGAAGCAGGACUUCCAGGAGAUCGUGCAGUUCUUGAAGUCGCCGGAGAAGUUCACGGCGUUGGGCGCUCGGAUCCCCAAGGGGGUGCUGCUGGUGGGACCGCCGGGGACUGGGAAGACAAUGCUGGCGAAGGCCAUCGCGGGGGAGGCCGGCGUUCCCUUCUUCUCGCUGUCCGGGUCGGAGUUCAUCGAGAUGUUCGUCGGCGUGGGCGCGUCGCGGGUGCGGGGCCUGUUCAACAAGGCCAAGGCCAACGCUCCGUGCCUUGUGUUCAUCGACGAGAUCGACGCCGUCGGCCGCCAGCGCGGCACGGGCAUCGGCGGGGGCAACGACGAGCGGGAGCAGACGCUGAACCAACUGCUGACGGAGAUGGACGGGUUCAGCGGCGACGGCGGCGUGAUCGUGAUUGCCGCCACAAACCGGCCCGAGAUCCUUGACUCCGCCCUACUCCGCCCGGGACGCUUCGACCGGCAGGUCAGCGUCGGGCUCCCUGACGUGCGCGGCCGGGAGGAGAUCCUCAGGGUGCACAGCUCCAACAAGAAGCUGGACCCCGACGUGUCCCUGAGCGUGGUGGCCAUGCGCACGCCCGGUUUCAGCGGCGCCGACCUGGCCAACCUCAUGAACGAGGCCGCCAUCCUCGCCGGCCGACGCGGCAAGGACCGCAUCACCGUCAAGGAGAUCGACGACUCCAUCGACCGCAUCGUCGCCGGCCUCGAAGGCACUAGCAUGACCGACGGCAAGAGCAAGAUGCUCGUCGCCUACCACGAGAUCGGCCACGCCGUCUGCGCGACGCUGACGCCGGGGCAUGAUGCGGUGCAGAAGGUGACGCUGAUCCCGCGGGGGCAGGCGCGCGGGCUGACGUGGUUCCUGCCGGGGGAUGACCCGACGCUAGUGUCCAAGCAGCAGAUCUUCGCGCGCAUCGUGGGCGGGCUCGGCGGGCGCGCCGCCGAGGAGGUGAUCUUCGGCGAGCCUGAGGUGACUACGGGCGCGGCGGGCGACCUGCAGCAGGUGACACAGGUGGCGCGGCAGAUGGUGACCACUUUCGGGAUGUCGGAGAUCGGGCCGUGGGCGCUCACGGAGCCGGCCGCCCAGAGCGGCGACGUCGUGCUGCGGAUGCUGGCCAGGAACUCCAUGUCCGAGAAGCUCGCCGCGGACAUCGACAGGGCCGUGAAGCACAUCAUCGACCAGGCGUACGAGGUCGCCAAGGCGCACGUCAGGAGGAACCGGGCAGCGAUUGACCAGAUGGUGGACGUGCUCAUGGAGAAGGAGACGCUCACCGGCGACGAGUUCAGGGCGAUCUUGUUGGAGUACGUGGACAUUGGCAAGGAGCAGAGGGAGACGGCGGCCCGGACAGAGCUGGUCACUGCUUGAAGCUUGAAAAGAGUAGUGUAGAAAGAUAGCAAUAGUAUAGCGUAGUGUAAAUAUGUACUCGAGAUACUUGAUACAAGAUGAACUCUUUUGAUGCAAGGACGAGUUGAUCCUCGUUCUGUUAAGAACUUAAGAUUACUAGUAGUACUACAUUCAGCAUAAAAAAGGACAUAGGAUAAUCUGAAUGUCCGUGAUGACGAUUGCAAAAGGACCUCAUUGCUCAUAUAUGGAGUAAGUUGCUUGGA